Molecule: messenger RNA, 1036 nt
Organism: Trichophyton rubrum CBS 118892
Lineage: Eukaryota; Fungi; Ascomycota; Eurotiomycetes; Onygenales; Arthrodermataceae
Exons: 4
Coding region: 77-1036 (319 amino acids)
Biological process (GO): mitochondrial respiratory chain complex IV assembly
Cellular component (GO): mitochondrion; membrane
Source: RefSeq, a predicted model, not a curated record
GGAUGUCAUAACCUACCGACUAGCCAGCAACAACAACAACAACACCCGCGAGCGAGUGAGCUUCUUCAAGGAAGACAUGGCAGCACCAUUCACUCUACUACGGCGGUUUGCGCCCUCGUCGCUGGGAAUCAGGACGGUGUUUCGGUCUGCGGGUGCUGGCAGAGGUACUGGUCGGAUACAAGGCCUGCAGUGCGGGAGGACUCAGGUUCGACGAGCUCACACGCCGGCGGAAGACCCCAAUUGGACAUCGAUCGUGGACAACCCUGCAAAGCUGGUUCGGACAGGAGGGAAGCAUGGCUACGGGUUGAUCAUACUAGCUAUCAUUCCGGUCACAGCAUUCGCCCUGGGGACAUGGCAGGUCCAGCGCCUCGAGUGGAAAUCAAACCUGAUAGCGAAGUUCGAAGACCGUCUCAUCAAGCCGCCGCUGCCUCUUCCUCCGGUCGUCGACCCUGAUUCCGUCGAAGACUUUGAAUAUCGACGGGUAUAUGCAAAAGGCCGUUUACGACACGACAAAGAGAUGUUGAUUGGGCCCCGCAUGCAUGAAGGAAAGGAUGGCUAUCUCGUCGUGACGCCACUGGAAAGAGGGGAUGGUGAAAGCACAAUCCUUGUCAAUCGCGGUUGGAUUGCAAAGUCGCUGGAAAGGCAGUCGGAGCGGAGGGAAGGGCUGCCGCAGGAAGAGGUCGUGGUCGAGGGGCUGCUGCGGUCACCAUGGAAGAAGAACAUGUUUACGCCCGAUAACAAGCCAGAGGAGGGCAAGUUCUACUUCCCGGACGUCAAGCAGAUGGCUGAGCUGACCGGCAGCCAGCCGGUCUGGAUAGAAGAAACGAUGGUGCAGGACAUCUUGUCCAUGUACACAAGAGAGGACAAGGGUAUACCAAUUGGUCGUGCAGCGGAAGUCAACCUCCGCAACAACCAUGCUCAGUACAUCUUCACCUGGUACGGGCUCUCCCUGGCCACCGCCAUCAUGCUGUGGAUGGUUGUCAAGAAACGGCCGAAUGAAGCAGUUCGACGGGUCCGUCAGAACAAGAGCUGGUAA